AGCGAAUAUUUAUUAUUAAAAUGCAGAAAGAGAACGAAGAAAAUGAGAAAACUGCUCAGAUUAAUAUUACUGGAAUUGAAAAAGAAGACGCCUCAACUGAAAUAGUAUCUUCAGAUCAUGAAGAAGAACUUUCUAGCAGCAGGAAAGUCAAAAAAGACCCUCCUGUUGUAGAAGAAGCCAUCUGUGGUCCAGAACAGAGCAGUGGCCUCAAAAGCAUCUCUAAACAACAGCUGUCACAGGGUCAGAGUGAUAUUUUUGAGAUUGACAGCAGCAACAAUAAAGGAUUUCUGGGAUUAAACAUUGAGACCCCAAAGACAGAGUGUCCUGCACCGGAGGAGGAAGAAGGGUCAACUGUUGCAGCUACAAGCAACAAAAAUGUCCCAUACGAAGAUUCCCUGCAGCUCCUGCAGGAGUUGAGCACCGAGCGAGACGAGGCCAGCCAACUAAACAGGCAGCUGCAGAUGAAGCUGGCAGAAUACUUCCACAACAGACCCAUUGAUGGAGGCCAGCUUGAGAGAGACAGGCCUGAAGAGGACCAGCUACAGGAGUAUGAGAAGUACAUCCAGACCCUAUCUGAGUUAAAGCAGCAGUUCAGAACUGCUUCAGAGACAGCCCAGCAGCAGGCAGAGGAGCUGAGGUUACAGUCCCAGGAGAAGCUGGACAAGGUGGAAGAAGAAUGGGAGGCAUUCAUGGUACUGAAGCAGGAUGCUGCGGUGACAAUGCUAAGCCGUCGCCUGGGGAAAGAACUCGCCCGGUCCAAAGUGCAGUCGGUCUUGGCAGCAGAGCAGCUCCGGCAGAAUGAGCUGACAAAGCUCUGCCUGAAGCAUUUCAAACUGAGAUUCAAGAUCCGCAGGCUGGAGAGUGAACUCCGUGACUGGAACAAGCAUGGUGAGGACCCCGUGCAGGUCCAGUUUGAGCAGCUGCAAGCCAAAAUGCUGGAGCAGAAGAAACAGGCCGAAAAGGAAAGUGAAGAAUCACUAAAGCUGCAAAAGACGAUCAGCGGCUGCUUGGAGGUCCUGUCAAACAUAAAAGAGAAGCUACACUGGAGCCAGUUGGAGGUCCAGGCGAAGCGGCAGCAGCUAGCAGAGGUGGAGGUCAUGAUGGUGAAGAAGAGGGACCUCCUGAUCCAAACUAAGCAGUCACGAAAUAACCUACAGAGAGACAACCAGAGCCUGAAGGAGCGGUGUGGUCUCCUAGGAAACAAGGAUCUGCUGUGGGAUUUUGAGGAGACUGUGGAUUCCUCUGAGCAUUUAGAGAAGCAUCUGGAGAAUCUAAAGUCCAAGCAAGCUAAAAUUACCUUCAGAUACGGCAAGUGGAGACAAAAACUGGAGGAACCUUUAACAAACUAAGUCAAAAAUUUUCUUUGAUACUGAUUAUAGUGAUUUUAGGUGUAGACCCUGAGCUAUGAGUUUUAUAAAAAAAAUUUCUUCAGUUUUUUCCCUUCUUCCUCAUGCCCUUCCUUUUUUUGCUUUCUUCUUUCUUUUUUCCCUCUUUCAUUUAUCCUUCCUUCAUCCAUCCUUUGACUUAAUCCUUCAUUCAUACUUGUGCCAUUCCUUCCUUUCUUCUUUCAAUCCCCAUAUUCUUCUUUCCUUUCUUCCUUACUUUCUUUCCUCUCUUGUGUCCUUCUUUUCUUUUCUUUUGUCCACCUUUCCUUUCUUUCCUUCCAUGGUUUUCCUUUGUUUUAUGUAAUUCAUUUCUUCCUCAUAUUUGCACUCCUUUCUUGCGUCCUUCCAUCUUUAUUUCCUUCCUAUAUCUUGUCUUCCUUCCUCUCUCUAUCUCCUGCAUGGCCUUCCCUCUUUCCUUGUGCCUUUACAUCUUUCCCCACUUUACAUCUUUCCUUACUUCUUUUCUAUUUCUUCCUCGUGUCCUACCUACAUUUCUUACUUGUGUCCCUUCUAGCUUUCAUUUCUUCUUUUUUUCUCCUAUAUGAAAUAAAGAAUAAAAAAAUGA
Messenger RNA from Girardinichthys multiradiatus, 1950 nucleotides. RefSeq names its product coiled-coil domain containing 96 (gene cfap184). The record is from RefSeq and is a predicted model, not a curated record. Gene Ontology annotation, biological process: cilium assembly. Gene Ontology annotation, cellular component: axoneme; ciliary basal body. The transcript has 3 exons. Bases 21 to 1349 code for a protein of 442 amino acids. Lineage: Eukaryota; Metazoa; Chordata; Actinopteri; Cyprinodontiformes; Goodeidae.